Molecule: messenger RNA, 2200 nt
Organism: Cydia strobilella
Lineage: Eukaryota; Metazoa; Arthropoda; Insecta; Lepidoptera; Tortricidae
Product: protein D2-like
Exons: 5
Coding region: 81-716 (211 amino acids)
Source: RefSeq, a predicted model, not a curated record
CUAGAGCUCUCGCGUUCUCAAUUUAAAAUUAUACAUUUUUUAAAUUGUCUAUUCCAAAUUCUUUUUUUUUUUUUUUCAAAAUGUUUCGGAUACUGAGAUGUUCGUUGAUUUUUUUGAUAGCGGUCAGCAUGGUCAAUUUUAGGGUAUUCACGAGAGCCAUGUCGACGGUGUCCAAGUCGUUCAGCGCCCACGGCGUCGUCUCCGAUGUCAUCCCGGUGGCUCCAGGGGCUCUUGCUGUCGUGAAAUACCCCAGCGGAGCGGUCGUAAGCGAAGGCAAUGUGCUCACUCCCACUCAGGUUAAGGACAUCCCGCAAAUCAGCUGGAACGCCAGCCCGGACAAAUACUACACCGUCGCCAUGACUGACCCUGACGCGCCAUCCCGCGUGGAGCCCAAGUUCCGCGAAUGGCACCACUGGCUGGUCGGCAACGUGCCCGGCAAUAAUGUUGCUGCCGGCGAGACGCUGUCCGCGUACGUGGGCUCCGGGCCCCCGCAGGGCACCGGCCUUCACCGCUACGUGUUCCUGGUGUACCAGCAGCCCGGCAAGCUCAACUUCGACGAACCCAGACUACCUAACACAUCCGGUGACAACCGCGGAGGAUUCUCCAUCCAGAAGUUCGCGACCAAGUACGGGCUAGGCGCCCCCGUAGCCGGCAACUUUUACCAGGCCGAGUGGGACUCCUACGUGCCCAUCCUGUACAAGCAGCUGGGCGCCUAAGGAGGAGGCUUGGAUCUUAACAACUCUAACUUAACACAUUCGCGGACGGGCUUAGUGACGUCACGUGUGUCAAAAGAAACAAAAAACUACGCGAAUGUGUAAACAUGGUUAACACGUUUUUGGGUGGUGGAAUGUAUUGAAAGUAAUCUAAUCUUAAAAAAUGUUUCGUUGGUUUGAAUUUUGAGCACUACAGACGCAUUUGGAUGUCUGUAGUUCUGAAUUUCGAUUUGGAUAACUGAAUUUGUUUAUGAUAGACAUUCAAUGCCGGAUUUCAGUCUUCAGUGGCCAUUAAAUAAACUUAAAUCAUAAAUUUGAUUCUUGGAUUUUACGUGCGCCUAUGGGCAUUUUCUUUUAACUUAUACUUUAAUGGGCGUCUUAAGUUGACGUCUAUCUGUCACUUUCCUGACAAAUUGUUUGACAUUGACCGUCAGUUUAGUGACGAUUGCUAACCGGCCGUUAACCUUCUCGACGCAGUGUCAAACACAAAAGCUGUCACUCGGACGCCACGCCGCCGAAAUGUCUAAACCAUGUUUAAACCGAAAUUGUACUUUAUGCGAAUGUACGUAGGUCUAUGUUGCUCUGUGGACUUUGACGGAUUAAUUGGUCUUUGGCGUUGGACCUACUCUGCCGAUAUAUCCGUCAUUGGCGUCCAAAAGGUUAAUGGCACACAGUUGAGUUGAAACGCCCUAUGAUGCUGAAUUAACCGAGCGAAGCGAGUUGGGCUGUUUUAAACAAGUAUGUUUGAUUAUAAAAACAUGUUGGCAGCUCCAUAUUUUAAAGACGAUUUUGCAAAUAAUUAAACAUAAUUACAAUUACCAACCACAAACGUGUUAUUAGCGAGACUUAAGGCAUAUAGAACUUAAGGGCAAUUUUUAUUAGUUACUGCAUUCUUAAGAUUAAAAACAAUAAUUAGUGUUUAACGUUGAUUUAAUUCAGAGCUUCCAAGUCUAUAGGGUGGCCAAAAAAUAAGUGGAUUCCCGUUGCCAGGGAGAUGGAACAUGGAACAACCAAAACGUAUGAAACAGCCAAAUUUUUUUUCGCGAUUUCGGGGACCAACCCCGAAUACCCCAUAGUAAAAGUUGCUCAGUAUAAUCCCAAAACCUUCCUAGCAACAGGAAUGCACUUAUUUUUUGCCAGCCUGUAUUAACUAAAAUUGUAAAUCAUUGGCAAAAUAAUAACUUAAAGUUAAACUAGAAUCGGCUGGAACGAAUUCUGCAAGUUUUUGUUAAGAUCCAAAAUAGUUUUUAAGCGUUCUCAGACAUUUAUUUGCGCAUUUAUUUCCUUACAUGACACUUGUAAGUGGAGUGGAGCUACUUUUAAAACAUUCAAUUCAUUCAAUGUUAGUUUUGUCAUUGUGGCAUCAUCACAUCACUGUGGAGUGGAUGUGUAAAUGCAUGUUGGUUUAUCCUAGAUACAAGAGUUUUGUGAUCACACGUAUGCAUACUCCUGUUCUGGGGUAAUGGCAAUAAAUAAUUAACACUGAA